AAACCGCGUGCCCGCUCGCGCGCCGCGCCUCCAGCCGCGCACGCGCAUAUACAGAGACCUCAACAGGCCCUUGCUGGCAGAAAACCCUCCCCCGACUCCCACCGAGGGCAGCGCUCACCACUGAAUGACUUCCAGCUGCUCCAGAGCACAGAGUUAAAGAACUUCCUACACACAGUGGUGCCAGGACCAUGGGAGGAGGAUGUGGCAGAUGCUGAGGAGUGUGCAAGGCGUUGUGGUCCCCUUCUGGACUGUCGGUGAGUGGCUAAGUAGCCUAGGUAUGGAUGAGGGUAUGAGAAUCUGGACUGUCAGUUAACCUUGUAUCUGCUUCCCAGAGCCUUCCACUACAACUCGAGUAGCCACGGUUGCCAGUUGCUGCCAUGGACUCAACACUCACCCCACACACAGCUACACCAUUCAAGUCUGUGUGAUCUUUUCCAGAAGAAAGGCAAGUGAGGGUGAGGAAAAAUAGGGUGAGCAACAAAGGGUGUGAAUCCUCAGUUCCUGCUGACCUUUCCCCUCUCGCUUCCAGACUAUGUACGAGCCUGCAUUAUGGACAAUGGGGUCAGCUACCGGGGCACCGUGGCCAGGACAGCAGGUGGCCUGCCCUGCCAAGCCUGGAGCCGCAGAUUCCCCAAUGACCACAAGUAUACGCCCACACCAAAGAAUGGCCUGGAAGAGAACUUCUGUCGGAAUCCUGAUAGGGACUCCAGAGGCCCCUGGUGCUACACAACAAACCCUAGCGUGCGGUUCCAGAGCUGUGGCAUCAAGUCCUGCAGAGAGGCUGUUUGUGUCCGGUGCAACGGUGAGGAUUACCGUGGCGAGGUAGACGUUACAGAGUCGGGACGCGAGUGUCAACGCUGGGACCUGCAGCACCCUCACUCUCACCCUUUUCAGCCCGACAAGUAUGUAGGCAGAAUCCUUAUGCCGAGGGUGGGGCUCAACCCUACCGGGGAGGGGCCUGAGUCCCAGAGUCUUAUUACUACCCCCAGGUUCCUCGACAAAGCUCUGAAUGACAACUAUUGCCGUAAUCCAGAUGGAUCUGAGAGGCCCUGGUGCUACACCACAGACCCAAAUAUCGAACGGGAAUUCUGCGAUCUUCCCAGUUGUGGUAGGCUGCAGGGACAGGGCCUAGGAAGGAAUUUGGCAAAGACUGGCAGGCACGGCUCAACUGGGAGAGGGCCCAACCUGCCACUGAUCACCAAAGGAUCCAAGUCACACCAGCGCAACAAGGGCAAGAUUUUGAAUUGCUUCCACGGAAAAGGCGAAGACUAUCGAGGUACAACCAACACCACCUCUGCGGGUGUGCCCUGCCAGCGAUGGGAUGCACAGAGCCCACACCAGCACCGCUUUGUGCCGGAGAAAUACUCUUGCAAGGACCUUAGGGAGAAUUUCUGCCGGAAUCCUGACGGCUCCGAGGCGCCUUGGUGCUUCACAUCGCGACCAGGUUUGCGAGUGGCCUUUUGCUACCAGAUCCCACGCUGUACAGAGGAAGUGGUGCCCGAAGGUGAGGCUGGAGCAGGAGGUAGAGGAGGGCAGGAAUCAGGAACCGAUCUGGGGCUGAUGGCUGCCCUUGCCCCAUCCACUGCAGGGUGCUACCACGGCUCAGGUGAACAGUAUCGAGGCUUGGUCAGCAAGACCCGCAAGGGUGUUCAGUGCCAGCACUGGUCCGCGGUGACACCACACAAGCCACAAUUCACACCCACCUCAGCACCACAGGCGGGACUGGAGGCAAACUUCUGCAGGAACCCAGAUGGGGAUAGCCAUGGGCCCUGGUGUUACACUUCAGAUCCAGCCACCCUGUUUGACUACUGUGCCCUACAACGCUGUGAUGAUGACCAGCCACCAUCCAUCCUGGACCCCCCAGACCAGGUGCAGUUUGAAAAGUGUGGCAAGAGGGUUGACAAGAGAAACAAACUUCGUGUGGUGGGGGGCCAUCCUGGGAGCUCACCAUGGACAGUCAGCUUGCGCAACCGACAGGGCCAGCAUUUCUGUGGAGGGUCCCUAGUGAAGGAACAGUGGGUACUGACUGCCCGGCAAUGUGUCUGGUCAUGCCAUGAACCUCUCACAGGAUAUGAGGUAUGGUUGGGUACAAUCAACCAGAACCCACAGCCUGGAGAGGCAAACCUGCAAAGGGUCUCAGUGGCCAAGGCAGUGUGCGGACCUGCAGGCUCCCAGCUUGUUCUGCUCAAGCUGGAGAGACCUGUGAUCUUGAACCAUCACGUGGCCCGGAUUUGCCUGCCUCCUGAGCAGUAUGUGGUACCUCCAGGGACCAAGUGUGAGAUUGCAGGCUGGGGUGAAUCCACAGGUACAAGCAAUAACACAGUCCUGCAUGUGGCCUCGAUGAAGGUCAUCUCCAACCAGGAGUGUAAUGUAAAGCACCGAGGUCAUGUACAAGAGAGUGAGAUGUGCACCGAGGGACUGCUGGUCCCCACAGGGGCUUGUGAGGGUGACUACGGGGGACCACUUGCCUGCUACACCCAUGACUGCUGGGUCCUAGAGGGACUUAUAAUCCCCAACAGAGUAUGUGCACGGCCCCACUGGCCAGCUGUCUUCACACGCGUGUCUGUGUUUGUGGACUGGAUUAACAAGGUCAUGCAGCUGGAGUAGGGAUGUCAAGGCUUCUCAAACAUAAAGCAACCUUUCUUUCUAUACAAAGUGCUUCUUAGUCUCUGCUUCUAGGGACUGAGGUGGUGACUCCUUACAGGAGGCGUGGUGCUUUAAGACCAGUACACACUUGGCCAGGUGUUCUGAUCCUGGAACAACUUCAAAAUGUAUGUACUGUGGAUGGGUAAGGUGUCAAUCAUCUUCCAGGGGCACUUCUGGGAAUGCAAGGAUAAUGCAGAACAUUCUCCAACAGAUGGGCUAGAGCAGAAAGAGCUAUGUU
Molecule: messenger RNA, 2884 nt
Organism: Cricetulus griseus (Chinese hamster)
Lineage: Eukaryota; Metazoa; Chordata; Mammalia; Rodentia; Cricetidae
Source: RefSeq, a predicted model, not a curated record